AGUAUUUCCCCUGUAAUAAAUAAAAAUAAAAAAUAAAACAGAGCUUCCCUCUGUCUGUUUUCUCCUCCUCCGCCGUUAUAUAUAAACCCCUUUCCCUGAACCCCUCCAAAACUCUCGGAACCACCGCUAAUAUGGCCGGCGCAUUAUUUAGAAACGCUGCCACCGACGCCGCUCGGAUCUUUCGGUCGCAGCGAACAGCGCCGGCGAAUCUUUUGGGGAAGGUGGAUCCGUCACUGAGAGAUAUUGUGCGGUUGCAGUCGAGGCCUUAUUUUCAUGCGCCUUGGAAAGCAAAGGAAACCGGAUUCUCUCCUUCUUCCUUAAUCUCUGGUUUCUGUUCCUCGUCUUCCGCUUCUUCGACAGCCUCUACGGCAUCGUUUGCGAAGGUUGGAUUCAUCGGAUGGUAUUUGGGUAUGGUGAAAUCGAGGCCGGUUCUUACCAAAUCCAUCACAUCGUCGCUUAUUUACAUAGCUGCUGAUUUGUCUUCACAGACAAUUCCGCAAGAUUCAGUGGAGUCUUAUGACUUGGUAAGAACAGCAAGGAUGGCUGGAUAUGGGUUAUUAAUCUUAGGUCCUACACUUCACUAUUGGUUCAAUCUCAUGUCAAGACUCUUCCCUAAACGAGAUACGAUCACAACGUUUAAGAAAAUGGCCAUGGGGCAGACCGUCUACGGACCUGUCAUGAACGUUGUUUUCUUCUCUUUGAAUGCAGCCCUACAGGGUGAAAACGGUUCAGAGAUAGUUGCUAGAUUGAAAAGGGACUUGCUUCCCACAAUGCUAAACGGUGCCAUGUAUUGGCCUUUGUGUGAUUUUAUUACAUUUAAGUUCUGCCCAGUUCAUUUACAGCCACUUGUAAGCAACUCGUUUUCGUAUCUAUGGACAAUCUACAUAACUUAUAUGGCAAGCCGCGAGAAACCAACUGCCAUUGCAGCCUGAUUCAGCUCUCUUUCAAACCCUUUUUACACGCUCAAUUUUAUCUACAUGGAGAAUUCAGUUAUGUGAUUCAGGAAUGCAGAAAGGGAGCCCAGGAGCCUUUACUAAAGGGAGCCCAGGAGCCUUUACUAAAAGAAGCAGAGCAUUCUUCAACAUUCUUUGUUUCCUCUCUAUAGAUUUCAGAGAGUAAAAUGUAAAGAGUCUUGGAAGAACUAAAACUUUGGACAUGGUAUCAUUCUGUGUCCUGCACUCUUAGAUUUAACUCAGUUCUGCGUUUAUCAUUCCAUGUAAUAUUUUUAGUGAAAUGCAAGUUCUUUUAACUUUGACCAGACUAAUUAUUCAGAUAAGACCUAUC
Eutrema salsugineum is the source of this 1284-nucleotide messenger RNA. Its product is annotated as PXMP2/4 family protein 4. Lineage: Eukaryota; Viridiplantae; Streptophyta; Magnoliopsida; Brassicales; Brassicaceae. The transcript is spliced from 4 exons. The coding region runs from base 132 to 932 and encodes 266 amino acids. Gene Ontology annotation, cellular component: cytoplasm; membrane. The record is from RefSeq and is a predicted model, not a curated record.